AUGUCGGGCCAGAAACACUGGGAGCAAGACAAGGAGGCCACCGUCUAUGUCGGCAACAUCGACGAGCGCGCGACCGAUGCCCUCAUCUGGGAGCUCAUGGUCCAGGCCGGGCCCGUGGUGAACGUCCACCUGCCCAAGGACCGCGUGACCCAGUCGCACCAAGGCUUUGGCUUCGUCGAGUUCAACGGCGAGGUCGACGCCGACUACGCAGCCAAGAUCAUGAAUGGCGUCCGGCUCUACGGCAAGCCCCUUCGCGUCAACAAGGCCUCGGCAGACAAGCAGAAGCCCCUCGAGAUAGGCGCAGAGCUCUUCAUUGGCAACCUGGACCCCAUGGUGGACGAGAAGAUCCUCUACGACACCUUCAGUCGCUUUGGCACCCUCACCGUGCCGCCCAAGGUCGCCCGCGACGACAACGGCCUCAGUAAAGGUUACGGUUUCGUCAGCUACAGCAGCUUCGACGCAAGUGACGAUGCUAUCAACAACAUGAACGGCCAGUUCCUCAUGAACAAGGACAUCAGCGUGCAGUAUGCUUACAAGAAGGACGGCAAGGGCGAGAGACACGGAGACGAGGCAGAACGCAUGUUGGCCGCCGAGGCCAAGAAGCACAAUGUCACCAUCGAAACCCAACCGAUGCCGCCUGCCUAUCACCAGCAGCCCGGCCAGGCUGCGCCGGCAGCUCCCGUUGCUCCCCCCGUCAUGGCAACAGGAGGCUUCGACUCGUCUAUGGGCGCAGGGAUCCCUCCUCGCCAGCCUGCUUUCGCACCCCCUCAUGGUCAUCGACCUCCGCCAGCAGCAUUUGGUGCCAACGGCGGCCCUCCACCACCACCAGCAUUUGGUGCCAACGGUGUCCCUCCUCCGCCCAUGGGUUUACGCGCAAACAACCUACCACCCCCUCCGUCUGGUCUACCAGCUCGGCCACCGCCUGCGCAUGGCGGAUCUGGCAGCCCUGCCGACUUUCACCCUGGCGGCUUCCGUGGCCCUAUCCCUCCCGGUCAGCUGCCUCCGGGUCAGAUGCCUCCCGGCCAGAUACCCCCUGGGCCGAUGCCACCUCCCGGAUUUGGUCGACCGCCAUGGCAGUAA
Molecule: messenger RNA, 1080 nt
Organism: Neoarthrinium moseri
Lineage: Eukaryota; Fungi; Ascomycota; Sordariomycetes; Amphisphaeriales; Apiosporaceae
Exons: 2
Coding region: 1-1080 (359 amino acids)
Biological process (GO): positive regulation of mRNA splicing, via spliceosome
Cellular component (GO): U12-type spliceosomal complex; nucleolus
Molecular function (GO): RNA binding
Source: RefSeq, a predicted model, not a curated record